Molecule: messenger RNA, 1548 nt
Organism: Oikopleura dioica
Lineage: Eukaryota; Metazoa; Chordata; Appendicularia; Copelata; Oikopleuridae
Source: the annotation of a GenBank genome assembly
AUGACAACGGAAAUCGGCGAGAAAGAAACAACCGCGGAAGAACGUCUACGCGACAGGCUGGGCGACAGGAGCGAUGAGAAGAACGACGAGGAGAAGGUCGAGGAGCUCUUCGCGGCCAGCCAAGAGGCGAACUGCGACCGAAGAAAACGGAAAUCGACGGACGAGUCGCCAGAGGUGGCUCUGAAGCGGACGAAGUACGAGGGCGGCGAGUCCGAAGAAGGCGACUCGCCCAACUCAGGCAGCUCGUCCAGCUCGAGCACUUCCGGCGUGGACCUUGCCUACGCCACUGAAGAACUCGAGGAGGAAUCGACGAAAAGCUCGAGCGACUCUGUGAUCAAGAGUCUCAACGACUUCAAAGUGUUCGAGUACGACGAAUGCGCGCGCAGCAAAAAUAGCGCCAUCAAGGGAGCGGAGAACGCGUGCGAAGCCAAGAAAAAGAAGAAAGCACGCCCCGCACGCUCGAUCAAGUUCACCGUCGUGCGCGAGUUCAAGUUCCCACGCGCUCAGAGCUUUGUCACUAUGCCCACUAAUGGCGGCUACUCCUUAGGAAUGGAAAAACGCCACAUGAGCGGGCGAGAAGUGAGCCUGGACCGGUACCGAAUCGAGCGAGAACGCUCGCGUCGACGAAAAUACCGACGUUGGUACCAGAACCGCCAGUUGGACGUGGAAAACGACAACUCCGAUUCGGACUCUGAAAACGAGAAUGAAGAAAGCAUGGCUCCGAAUAGUGGAUUCUGUCUGAUGCCUGUCCCUCUCGAGCGGAGGAAGCAGUUGCUCGCGUCGAGCUCGUCCGAGCUCAGCGAGCAGCAGCGCCUCGAGAACGAGCAGCAAUUCGCCGAAAUCAAUCUCAGAAGCUCGCGAGAGAACUGUGGCUGCAACUGCCAAAACAUUUGCUAUCCCGAAUCCUGCGAGUGCCACAUCAAUGGCAUUGGAUGCCAGGUCGAUCGCCAGUACUUUCCCUGCGGAUGUCUUCCGAAGAACUGCUACAACAAGUUCGGACGCACGUCUUUCAAUGUCGACCGAGUUCGCGCGCAUCUCCAGCGCACUCUCCACCGCGUAAACUCGGGGAUCCCUUUCGAAGAGAGCCCAAGCAAUCCGAAUGAGCAAAACAGCAAUGAGCAGCAGUCCUUUUCUUUCGGCGACCAUACACUGCCAUGUGGAAACCCGCCGCCAGUAAAUAACUUUGGAAACAGUCUCUGGAAUCAGUGCUACUCGUGGAGCGACUACACUGCCUAUGACUACUGCAACUCGUACAACAGCGGGAGCUCGUACCACCAGAUGACGCCACACCAACCGUCCAGUACGGGCAUCGAGCAGUACAAUGUCAACCCUGUUCUUUCGGCUCAGAACGAACCGAGCGAGCAGCUGAGCGAGAGUUCAGAAUCCGCCUUUGGAGACGACAACAUGGUCUCUCCUCAACCCCCUCAAACAGAUGAAUCUGGAUUCCAGGCGCCCAACACAGGCCCGCUUGGACUGGAAACGUCGAUCCAACUGCCGUACCAAGAGGACUCAAACCAUUCGGUGCCAUUAUCCGUCGGGUCCGAGUAA